This is a messenger RNA of Hevea brasiliensis (rubber tree), 1782 nucleotides long. RefSeq lists its product as uncharacterized. Gene Ontology annotation, biological process: intracellular transport. Lineage: Eukaryota; Viridiplantae; Streptophyta; Magnoliopsida; Malpighiales; Euphorbiaceae. The record is from RefSeq and is a predicted model, not a curated record. The transcript has 9 exons. Bases 137 to 1477 code for a protein of 446 amino acids.
AUGGGCACAGAGUAUUAUUAGCCUGAAAUAAAAGCCAAAAAAAAAUUUCAAAAAAGGUAAAAACACUCAUUUUUUGGCUCUCGCUGCUGCUUUUUCAAUCCUCACCGUCACCGAUACGCAAGAAAAGGGAAAAAUAAUGAAAGGAGCCAAACGUUUCGCCGUCUCGGACUCGGCGCCGGACACUAACGACACGACUUUCCGGAAUGAAAGAGUAAUGGCAGGAUCCACUUUUGAUGCUUAUAGGGCAGAACCAUCUCAACAGCAGUUGACUGCAACUGUACCAUUGGAUAUGCGCCGGGCUGAGUCCUCUCGACAGCACGUGAGAGCUCUCAAUACUCAAUUUGCCAGUUGGGUGCAAGCACAACUGAAGAAUCAUCCAGAUGAAAUUUGGGAAGAUGGGGUUCGAGACUACCUUGCUCAUGCUUCAAACAUUAUGGAGAAGUUCAGUGAUGUUGUGAACUGGCUCAAAGCAAAUGCUGUAAAAGGAGGAACUGCCGCUGAAUCCCUUGGUACUGAAAAGAAACUUGUGCCUGAAGUAAAGAACAAUGAGAGUAAGUUAUUCCAGGGCAAAAUUGGAUUUGUUUCACCGAGUACAAAUACAAGCUUUACUGUGUCAUGGAGCUCUGGCGUAUUCUCCAAUAAUCAGAGUUCUGGAGGAGUAUUCUCUAAUAGCCAAAGCUCUGGUAUGUUCAACAGCACCUCAAACUCUGGUUUAUUCACCAACAGUCAAAGCACUGGAUUAUUCUUAAAGAGCCAGAGUUCUGGAUUAUUCUCCAACAGUCAGAGCUCAUCACUUUCCUCUGCCAAUCAAAGCAGUGGAUUGUUCUCCACCAGUCCGAGCUUUGGGGGUUCUUUCAGUAAUCGAAGCUCUGGAUUGUUCUCCGACAGUCAGAGCUCUGGACUUUCUUCUGGUAAUCAAAGCUCUGGCUCUUUUUCCAGCAAUCAAAGCACUGGAGUGUUUUCCAGUACUUCAACCCCUAUCUUGAUUGGAGGUCAAAACAUGGUUUCCACAAACCAUAAUGUGUCAGAUGACGUCAAUGAUGAGAAUGAACCAGAGCAACCCAGCAGCCCAUCAGUCAAGAAGUCUGAAGAGAAGGGUAUUGUUGUAGUCCAUGAAGUCAAGUGCAAGCUGUAUGUCAAGUCAAGUGAUCCAGCAGAUAAAGACACAUGGAAAGACAAAGGUACCGGGCAGCUUUCUAUCAAACGCAAAGAGGAUGUAGCCAAGGGUACAAAAGAGUCGAAACCGACAAUAGUUGUUCGAAAUGAUGUCGGAAGAGUGUUAUUAAAUGCUUUGCUAUAUCCAGGAAUCAAGACAAAUGCACAAAAGAAUUCCCUUGUUGCAAUAUUUCAUACUGCGGGCGAGGAUGGUGGCAACAGUGAUAACGUUGUGGCACGCACCUUCUUAAUUAGGACAAAAACAGAGGAGGAUCGAAAUAAAUUGGCAACAGCAAUACAAGAAUAUGCUCCUGCAUCAUGAUGGUAAUUGUAUGACAUGAUUCUCAAAUUUUGCAGUAAUCAAGCUUAUUAGGAACUAAGCCAACUUAUGGGAGCCAAAAAUAACCGGGGUCAAUUUUCAUAAUUUGGACCCCAUUAAUCAAUUGUAUUUAAAUUACUUGUACCAUGAGAGAAGAAAAAAAAAUAUCUCGUUUCUGAUCUUAAAACUAUAGCUUAUAUGGCAUGUUUUCUCGUUAAAUAUUGGAUAGCGGUUUCCAUUUGUAAUUUUGACGAAUGAGAGCAUCUGAUCAAUACUUCUCAUUCAAGCAAUGAAAAUUGGUUGUGAUU